CAAUGUUUUUUUUUUUUUUCUUUCCCACUGACACACGGCAACUUUCACAGAGGCAACAAACCCACUCGAGUCUCUGUUGUCUGCUGCUUUCUCGGACUGUCACGGAGCUUCAUUGACUAGUGCGCUCUCCGGCAUGGACGCUGAAGAUGCCCACUUCGGGGGUGUGUUUGGAGCUCAGUGCUCUAACGCAGCCAUGAGCAUCAUUGGGGCUGAAGAUGAGGACUUUGAAAAUGACCUGAAUGAUGUGGAUGACCAGUGUACUCUCUUCAACAACAUAGAUCUACUGAAGGGACGGCCAACCCACCUGCUGGUCUUCAUGCAACAUGUCUUUCUGCAGUUUGACCCCGCCCCCUUGCUGUGUUACCUCCAUGCUGACCUCUUCAGGAACCUCAGUGCCAAAGAGACCAAGAAGCAGUUUGUGGAAUUCUACAACAACUUCUUGGACAAGGGUGCAAUUCUCAGAGUGGCUGUGCCAAGUCAAAUAUCUUACGAUUUGGACCGAACACGUCCAGACCUGCUGUCUGAAGACACACAGAAGCAUUAUGCUCAGGAAGUUCAGAAUCAACAGGCUGCUGAAGUGGCCAAGCAGCUGGAAGACUUCAGGCAGAAGAGGAUGAUGGGUAUGACCCCCAAUGAAGCCGAGCUCAACGACGUGGAGAGCCACUAUCCCACCGACCGCGUCCCGAGGGAGAUGAAGGAGAAGUCUGUGGCUGAGAACCUGCUGGACAAGAUGUCGGAGACACAACCAACUAUCGUCUCAGACGAGGAGAAAUGCCAAUCCAUCUUUUCAGCCGUCGUCUACUACAUGAAGCACCUUGGGGUGAAAACCAGGGCAGUGGACAGUAAGAAGUCCAGAGGAGGCUUCUUCAGGAGGCAGCUGGUAAAGAAUAAGAAGGAUGAAUCUACCAAGGGCAAGCCCAGAGGGGUGUUUCCAGGCAUCCCCAGCUGGAUCGCAGGCAGCACUGAGGUCAAACCUAAAAUGGAGGCUGAAGUGGAGAAGGAUAAAAACAGUCUGGAGCGUAAGAGUCUAACUCCAGGCAGAGGCUCCCUGACCGAUGCUCCAGUACUGUCACUGCCCAGCAGGAAGUCUCACUCCAGUGGGAGCUCCGUCUCUGUACCUGGGGUAGAAAUAAGUGACACUUCAGGCAACAGCAUCAGCACCGCCCUCAGCCCAGAGUCUACUAUCCCUGAUGGCCUCUUGAGCAACCGCUUAGAGCCUCCGGCCCUCUCUGAUGGGGGGGAUGUGUCACCGGUGGGGCUGGGGGGGGUGCUGAACCUUGGGGAGCCUGUCUCUCCCAUUGACACGCCCACAGAGGAGAAUUUGGAAAAAGACAGACGGAAGACAAGUAGGAAAUUGGGUCGUAGCGAGAGUGCUCGCGUGGAUCGACACUCGUCCCGCCGCCGCGGCUCUUCCCGGGCCAAACAGUCCCGCUCCCGUAGCGAUGUGGACCUCCAGCCGCCUUGUACCACCACAACACCUGCCCCGCUCACCCCCCAGCACCACCGUCCUACCGAGGGACUACUUUUAAGUCCCGAGGGGCCCGGCCAAUCCCCAACCAGCCCCUCCCCACAGCUGGAGGAGCUGUCCCCACGCCUCCUGGAGUUUGAGCAUGAUCCACCCAACUGGAGGGAGCUGGCCUCCCCCGAAGCUCUGUCCAGCCUCAGCAAGAAGGAGACCAAGAGGCAGGAGGUCAUCAAUGAGUUGUUUGCGACAGAGCACGCCCAUGUGCGCAUGCUAAGUGUUCUUCAGAUGGUCUUCUCCAAACCCCUGGAGAGAGUGGAGCUCCUGAACUCCACUGAGCUGGAAACCAUCUUCCCCAGCUUAGAUGAGAUCAUUGAUAUGCACUAUAACUUCUACGAGAACCUGAAGAAACUGCGUUUGGAUGACAACUUCAUCGUCAAGUCCAUCAGCACCACAGUUCUCAACAGGUUUGGUGGUCCAGAGGGGGAGUGGUUCCAGAAGUUGACCGCCCGCUUCUGCAGUCACCAGUCAUGGGCCUUGGACCAAAUCAAGAGCAGGCAGAAAAAAGAGCCUCGCUUCAACUCCUUUAUACAGGAAGCAGAAAGUAAACCUCAGUGCCGCAGGCUGCAACUCAAAGACAUCAUUCCUAUAGAGAUGCAGAGACUGACCAAGUACCCUUUACUGCUGGAGAACAUCGCCAAGAACACAGAGGACGCCACAGAGAAGGGGAGGAUCAAGCAGAGCGCAGAGUGCUGCAGAAAGAUCCUCAACCAUGUCAACGACGAGGUCAAAGUCAUGGAGAACCUGCUGAAACUGAAGGACUACCAGCGCAGAUUGGACACAUCAGGCCUCAAACCAAGUAAUGAGCUGUAUACUGAAUACAAGAACAUCGACCUGACUCAGAAGAAGAUGCUCUAUGAAGGUCCUUUGAUCUGGAGAGUGACCAAAGAGAAAGCCAUAGAGGUGCAGUGUGUCCUGCUCGGGGACCUGCUGGUGCUGCUGCAGAGACAGGACGACAAGAUGGUCCUCAAAUGCCAGAGCAAGAGCAACAUCGCCAUCCAGGAGGGCAAGCAGAUGCUGAGCCCCGUCAUCAAGCUGGACUCGGUCUUUCUCCGUGAGGUGGCCACAGAUCGAAAGGCCUUCUACGUGAUAUUCACCUGGGAAAGUGGAGCUCAGAUCUAUGAGCUAGUGGCUCAGUCUGUUGGAGAGAGGAAAAUCUGGACUGACGUAAUAAAGUCAGAAGUGGAUAACCUGAAGAAGGGUGGGGCACCAAUAAGGAUGCGGCCGCCUGGAAAUGGAGGAUCCCUUUCCAGUCCCUCCACGCUGAUUGUCCCGCCUGAAAAUGGAGGUCUCAAAAGCGUCAGUGAUCGAGAUAAGGACAGCCUGACCGAUGACAAGUCCUCAGACCCCAGGCACCGGCUGAUCGAUUUCCUGUCAGAGAAAGGCUUCGACUUGAUAGGCCACUCCAACAGCGACCAGGAGAAGGUGGCCAACUGUGCUUUGGACGAAGUGGUGCUGCUGAAAAAGCUCCUGGUCAGGAGCAUCAGUCUGUCAGAAGACUCACCGACCGACGCAGAGAACGGAGACGAGCAUUCACCGAGGUCCGGCCAAGAGAUGGAUAGCUGUCAAUCAACAGAGGAAAACCAGAGCUCAGACAGAGGAGCUGAAGAGGAGAGCGACAACAGUGUGAUGGAGGAAGUGUGCAGGAAGCUGCACAGUCUGGAGGAACAGCUGAAGAGAUUACAGAUUGUUGAAGAGGAGCACCACAGGUUGCAGGAGGCUCUCUCUGAGUUUUCUCUGGAGGAACGCAACUUCCAGUGAGACACCAUCACGCCACCUGCUGGCCACUAGAUUUUUGCUGGUGCUGGUUUUGUAAGAGUGACUUUCAACGGCUUCCUUGGACAUUUCCAAAACUCUCAUGAUAAGUCACGUCUGGACCCUUGCUGCCUUAUUUGUCUGUGUCAAGCAGGAGGUUUGUUUUUUUCUGCCAAACAGAGGGAGGGACGGAGGGAGGGAGGGAGGGAGCGCUGUGCUCCACGCGGUGGUUCAGUGCCAGAACAUGGGAGGUGUGUGCGUGUGUGUGUGUGUGUGUGCAUGCUGGGUAGGGAAACGUACAGAGACGAGACUUCUGAGGGGGAAGUUGUGUUUGCAAAAGAGUUGCCAAAAAAAGAAGCAGUCAUUUUCCAGUGUGAGAGACGCUGGCUUAGAAAACAUAGAGAUUAUAAUCUGCUGUAACACACAUAUGCACACGCUGCAGAAUCAUGAAACAAUGGUGCCAAAAAAAAAACACAAAAACAAGCAGACUGAUGCAGAUUGUUAUUGGCUCACUUCGCUGUACUGGAGUAUGGAUGUAGCAUAUGGAGAAGAAAAAAAACUACUGCUGAUUAUUUUGUGUUAUUUCUCAUCUAUAUUAUGCCAAAGUUACACAGAGAUGCACUUUCUUUCUGAUCAAAACUCAUUUGAACACAAUUUUCUCUUAUUAAGAAAAGGCGAUGCAAGCAAGUGUGUGUGUGUGUGUGUGUUACAGAGUUCUUUUUUAAUUUGGAGGGAUCUUACUGUAAUUAGGCCACAAACAAAGUAAACAUUUAUAAAUAGUAUUACUGCAGGUAAUCAUGUUGUUAAUAAUUUGUUUGUAUGCACCGCUUUUAUUUAUUCUUCUGAGUCGUGUUGGGUCAGUGGCUUUUCCUUCACCUGCGACACAUUGUUACAGCACUGGGCCUCACACACACACACACACGCACACACACACACACGCACACACACACACACACACACACACACACACACACACACAGCUGAGAUGGAAGACUGAGAAAGUGUGACAAAGAUGAGGAUGGACGGGAGAGAGAGUUCAGGCUACGUAGUUGCUUUGUGUGAGUUUGCAGCAAAGUCAUGGGACGAUGUGAAAACCUUAUCUUUAGCUGAGCAUUAGGGACACGUGUGGAAACACAAUGAAGUGAAGUAAGAGAAAGUCAGAAUUCUAAA
This is a messenger RNA of Solea senegalensis (Senegalese sole), 4447 nucleotides long. RefSeq names its product Rho guanine nucleotide exchange factor (GEF) 1b (gene arhgef1). The transcript has 33 exons. Gene Ontology annotation, biological process: G protein-coupled receptor signaling pathway; intracellular signal transduction. NCBI's taxonomy places the organism in Eukaryota, Metazoa, Chordata, Actinopteri, Pleuronectiformes, Soleidae. Gene Ontology annotation, cellular component: cytoplasm. Bases 134 to 3283 code for a protein of 1049 amino acids. Gene Ontology annotation, molecular function: G protein-coupled receptor binding; guanyl-nucleotide exchange factor activity. The record is from RefSeq and is a predicted model, not a curated record.